UGAUGGUGGAGCUACUCCAGUUCAAGAUGAACGAGAUUCAGGGUCUGAUGUUGAAGAUGAAGGAAAUGAGCAACAUUCUGGAUCUGAGAAUGGAAGUGUAGAGCACCAUUCAGAGAAUGAACACAGUGAUGGGGAAGAUGAUGGGCAAAUGGGAGAGACUCAUAUGACAGACUCUGAAAAUGAAGAUAUCCCAAGGCAAAAAGACAGUGACUCAGAUAAUGAGGAGCCUCCAAAUCACAACGUAAGUGAUUCAGACAAUGAAGCAACUCACGGAGGGAAGGACAGUGAUUCCGAUAUUGAGGACCGUCCAAAUCGACAUUUAAGUGACUCUGAAAAUGAAGAUGCCUUAAAUCAUCGAGCAAGUGACUCUGAAAAUGGAGAACCUCACAGGGAUCACAGCAGUGAUUUUGAAAAUGAGGAAUCACACAAGCAGCCGGCCAGUGACUCCGAGAGCGAGGAGCUCCACAAGCAGCCGGCCAGCGACUCCGAGAGCGAGGAGCUCCGCAGACAGCCGGCUAGUGACUCGGAGAGCGAGGCUGUUUCCAGACGCAAAAGAGAAAGAGACUCUGAGGAUAGUGACGGGGAGGACAGGAAGGAGGAGGUGCAGAAUGAUUCUCAUCAUUCAGAUAACGAACCUGUAAGGGACCGAUUUCAGGGCUCUGACAGUGAAGAGGAAGCUCCUAAGAGGCGAAAAAUAUCAAACAGUGAUGAAGAAGAGAAAGAGGAGGAGAAGGCAAUGAAGAGGAAAGCUGCUAUCGUUUCUGACAGUGAGGAUGACAAUGAGAAAACACCUGCAAAAAAAGUACGAAUGCUUUCUGAUGUUGAAGAAUCAGAUAGUGAUGCUGCUUCAGAGAAAUCUGACAAAAGGAGGGAAAAUAUUGUAUCGGAUAGUGAGGAAGAAGAAGAAGAAGAAAGAAAAGAGAAUGCUGGAAAGACAAAAGAAGAGAAAGAUCUGUUUGGCAGUGACAGUGAAUCUGGAAAUGAACAAGAGAACCUGAUUGCAGAUAUAUUUGGAGAAUCUGGUGAUGAGGAAGAAGAGGAAUUUACAGGUUUUAACCAGGAAGAUUUGGAGGAAGAGAAAGGUGAUGCCGACAUGAAGGAAACAGCUGAUGAGUCGGACUCUGACGAUAACAUCAAAAGAGGGAAGCAUAUGGAUUUCAUGUCAGAUUUUGACAUGAUGCUGCAACGGAAGAAGAGUAUGAGUGGCAAGCGUAGACGAAACCGUGAUGGUGGAACUUUUAUUAGUGAUGCAGAUGAUGUGGUCAGUGCUAUGAUCGUGAAGAUGAACGAAGCUGCUGAGGAGGAUCGACAGCUGAAUACACAAAAGAAACCAGCACUAAAGAAAUUAACUUUGCUACCAACUGUAGUUAUGCAUCUCAGAAAGCAGGAUCUUAAAGAAACUUUCAUUGAUGGUGGUGUUAUGUCUGCCAUCAAGGAGUGGCUUUCUCCUCUUCCAGACCGAAGUCUGCCGGCACUAAAGAUACGAGAGGAGCUUCUGAAGAUCCUGCAAGAGCUGCCCAGUGUGAGCCAGGAGACCCUGAAGCACAGUGGCAUUGGGCGAGCUGUGAUGUACCUCUACAAACACCCCAAAGAGUCAAGGCCUAACAAGGAUAUGGCAGGGAAGCUGAUCAAUGAAUGGUCUCGACCUAUCUUUGGCCUUACCUCAAACUACAAAGGCAUGACACGAGAAGAGAGGGAACAGAGAGAUUUGGAACAGAUGCCUCAGCGAAGGAGAUUGAGCAGCUCUGGUGGACAGACUCCCCGCAGGGACCUGGAGAAAGUAUUAACUGGAGAGGAAAAGGCUCUUAGACCUGGAGACCCCGGGUUCUGUGCCCGUGCCAGGGUGCCAAUGCCCUCCAACAAGGACUACGUGGUCAGGCCAAAGUGGAAUGUGGAGAUGGAGUCCUCCAGGCCCGGGACUAUUAAGAGAGGUAUUAGUCGCUUGGAAAAACACAAGAGACGGUUUGCUGAACAGAAACGACUCAGCAAAGUGCAUCGGGCCAUCAAGUUCAGCAUUGAAGGCAACAGGAUGCCCCUGUAGCCAUGACACUCUGCCUUCCCCAAGUUUGCGAGUUCCAGGGGACCUCUAAGAAAGGGGUGAGUCGACUGGACAAACAGAUGCGGAAAUUCACAGAUAUCAGGAAAAAAAGCAGAUCGGCCCAUGCAGUGAAAAUCAGCAUUGAGGGCAAUAAGAUGCCAUUGUGACCCUUCACAGAAUACCCCAUGAUCUCUGCUGUAAGACAAUACACACAUAUAAACUCUUUGGAGACCUUUAAAUUUUUUAAUGACUUGUUUGGAGGUUUUUUUUAGUGAAUCUUUGAAUUGUUGGUUCAGGUUCUGAUGUGAGAUGUUGUC
Apaloderma vittatum (bar-tailed trogon) is the source of this 2355-nucleotide messenger RNA. RefSeq names its product IWS1 homolog (S. cerevisiae) (gene IWS1). Gene Ontology annotation, cellular component: nucleus. The transcript has 14 exons. NCBI's taxonomy places the organism in Eukaryota, Metazoa, Chordata, Aves, Trogoniformes, Trogonidae. Bases 149 to 2041 code for a protein of 630 amino acids. The record is from RefSeq and is a predicted model, not a curated record. Gene Ontology annotation, biological process: poly(A)+ mRNA export from nucleus.